AUGAACAGAGAGUCCAAUGAACGCCGCAACCAGCGGAUUGAAGAGCUAUGGCGCAAACUUGACACCCGCAAUCAAGGCGAGCUAGACCUGCCAGCACUCCAGAAAGGCCUCCGCACGAUCGACCAUCCACUCAAGAACGCCGAUGCCCUUCUCACCGACGUUCUUAAAGCUGUUGACACCUCGGGCGAUGGAAGAAUACAGUUCAACGAAUUCAGAGUCUUUGUGGAGCAUGCUGAGAAGGAACUAUGGCAGCUGUUUGAGAGCAUCGACAAAGAUCAUAGUGGGGCACUCGAUAAGGACGAACUUCGUUCUGCCUUCAGUCGGUCUGGCCUUACCAUAAGUAAUGCAAAGCUGGAUCAAUUCUUUGAUGAGGUGGAUACGAAUCAUGAUGGCGAGAUCAGUUUUGAGGAAUGGAGAAAUUUCCUCAUGUUCCUCCCAGCAAAUCAGCCCAGUCUUCGCGCCGUCAUCACAUACUAUUCCGCGACUGCGAAUGUGAAUCAAGAAGGAGAUGUUCACAUAAACGAUACACUGCAAGGCUUUGGUAUAGUACCCUUUCCUCUUCAUCAGCGAGCACAACGACGCCGACAAAAGUCCAGGUCCGAUGACUGGUUCUUUUGGGCGCCGGCUUUCGGCCAGAUGAGUAUAUCCGCCUUGGUUACUCAAAUGCUGACAGACCUUCUCCCUCCAUUAGGCUAUUUUAUAGCAGGCGGUUUAGCAGGCAUGAUCUCCAGGACGGCCACUGCACCACUUGACAGACUAAAAGUCUAUCUCAUUGCACAGACCAGUCCGAAGAAAGCUGCCCUUGCAGCUGCAAAGGAUGGUGCUCCACUGCAGGUGAUCAAGAAUUUCAGUCGCCCCUUGGUCGACGCCUGUAAAGAUUUAUGGGCGGCUGGUGGCAUGCGCAGCUUGUUUGCUGGGAAUGGUCUGAAUGUGGUCAAAGUCAUGCCUGAAUCAGCCAUGAAAUUUGGAGCCUACGAGGCAGCGAAGAAAGCGCUUGCUGAGUUCGAGGGCUCUGAUCCCAAGCAUUUGCAUCCGACAUCGCAGUUCCUUGCGGGAGGAUUUGGAGGUGUAAUAUCACAGUGUGUGGUAUAUCCUUUGGAUACGCUAAAGUUCCGAAUGCAAUGUGAGACGGUCUCGGGUGGUCUCCAUGGAAAUGCAUUGAUUGCCCAGACGGCAAAGAAAAUGUGGAGGCAAGGCAGGCUCUUACCAUAUUAUCGAGGUCUAGGAAUGGGACUCGCCGGGAUGUUCCCGUACAGUGCCAUUGACUUAUUCAUUUUCGAGAAUUGCAAACACUUUGUGCUAGCGAGAAAAGCUAAAGCGAACCGAUGUCACGAGGAGGAUGUGGACAUGAGCAAUCUGAUCACAGGUAUCAUCGGAGCGACAUCAGGAGCGAUCAGUGCCACGGUUGUGUAUCCAAUCAACCUCCUAAGGACGCGACUACAGGCUCAAGGCACAGUACUUCAUCCACCAACAUAUAAAGGGAUCGCAGAUGUUACAAUCAAGACCAUACAAGGCGAAGGAUUCAAAGGACUUUUCAAGGGCGUGACACCGAAUUUACUGAAGGUUGCCCCGGCAGUUAGCAUUAGCUACGUGGUGUACGAGAACAGCAAGGCGUUAUUAGAGCUACGCUGA
This is a messenger RNA of Exophiala aquamarina CBS 119918, 1632 nucleotides long. RefSeq lists its product as uncharacterized. The record is from RefSeq and is a predicted model, not a curated record. NCBI's taxonomy places the organism in Eukaryota, Fungi, Ascomycota, Eurotiomycetes, Chaetothyriales, Herpotrichiellaceae. Bases 1 to 1632 code for a protein of 543 amino acids. Gene Ontology annotation, biological process: transmembrane transport. The transcript has 4 exons. Gene Ontology annotation, molecular function: ATP transmembrane transporter activity; calcium ion binding.